CGAGGUUACGCUGUGCAUUCACAAGGGUUCUCCACAGAACACUCCCUGUCGGCGGACCGCUGCUUGGAAUCAGAUGGUGGACAGGGAGCGUCCCGUCAGGUUGGGAGGCAUUUGCGGGAAUGAGGCUCCAUCGGCAGGGCACCUGCCCUUGGGGCUGUGGAUACCUACUUGGACUCGACAUCACGACAAUCUCUACCAUGUUGUAAUUAUAGUGAUUCACGCCCGACUCCCUCAAACUCGACAAAAGCAUACGCGGCUUACUUUCUCUUUUUGGACCACCAAAUCUCGGUCAUACUCGUAUACGACAGGCAGUGCGUUUAACUGGCGAGUAGACAUCAUCACAACGACAUCAUAAACGUAUGAUAGUAGGAUCAUACGAUAAGGUUGUCAACUCGACGAACCAACAUUUCGUCUGAUGCAGGGAUAUUUCAUGAAUCCAAGAUGAGCCUUGCCUGUAUUCAACGACCGAUCGCUGUUGACGCCACGUGGGAUUCCAUCCAGCUGGGUCGCUAUCUCCACUCUAGGCCAGGGUCCAAAGACGAGGCCAUCCCCAAAAUCCCUAUCAUGGACGAGCGGGCCUUGCGGGGACACUAAGAGUUGGGUCAAACGCUGGAUCUUUGUGAGGCUCCAUUUUUGACUGCCCAAAUUCCCACCCAUGGGUCCAUUUCUCCGGGCUCGUCACCUUCAUCCUAUCGGGCUCGAGGAUGCCAUUUGCCGUUGGGGAUUGGGGGUCCAUUCGGGGGGUCGGGGCCCAUUUGCCGCAGACAGCGGGCCGGAACCAUUGGCCUUGGCAACAGCCCAUGGGUUCAUCUCCCGGGAUUUGACCCCCCACCCCAGGUGCCAGUUGGGCAUGCUUGUUUUUGGUCAUCCUCAAGUCUUUAAAACCUUCAACUGUGCUGCUUGUUUCCACCUCGAGGUUAUAUCAUUGCCUGCCGUUCUCUCUGUCGCUCAAGCCGAACUGCACAUCACAACAUGACCUUCCAGAAAGCUCCUAAAGGCACUAUCGCCAUCGAAGAGGCUGUCCUCGACCCUGCCGGCCUCAGUUGGAUCUCUGCCUCGGCGCCCCUCUUCAACCCAGGACAUCGCCAAACACCUCCGGACUCGCCUUCCGGCUCUCCUCCCGGUUCUCCUACCCGUCACUCUCACCUUACAUCUCUUCUUCAAGAUGUCCACACUACCCGCCUUCACCAGAUGGACACACAUGGCGUGGAAUACAUGCUUCUGUCUUUGACCUCCCCCGGACCCCAAGGCGAAUCAGACCCUGCCAAAGCCGCGAUCAUCGCCCGUGAGGCCAAUAACUGGCUUUCAGAGCAAGUGAAUCUCAACCCAGCGCGUUUCGGGGGUCUCGCGUCAGUUUCCAUGCACAACUCUGCUGUUGCUUCAGCUGAAGCAGUUCGGGCAGUGAAGGAACUGGGAUUUUUCGGUCUGAUCAUCAACGACUACCAGGAUUCCUCACCUGGUGUUCCCAACGCAGACAAGGAAGGCAAGAUAUACUACGACGGUGAAGGAUUUCACGAGUUUUGGAAGACUGUUGAAGAACUGGACGUGCCAGUGUACUUGCACCCUCGAUACCCGGCGGCACAGGACCUCGAGCCUGGGACCAAAUGGGGAGAUAGGAAGCAGAUUCUCGGGGCUGCGGUUCAGUUCCAUUUGGAUUUGAGCACGCAUGUGUACGCACUGUGUUCAUCAGGCGUAUUCGAUCUCUUUCCACGAGUCAAGGUCGUUAUUGGGCACUUGGGAGAAGGGAUUCCCUUCAAUCUUUGGAGGGCAGACCACUGGUAUAACAAACCCGUGAAGAAGGCCACCCGACCGUCCAAGGAGGACUACACCUACUAUUUCACCCACAACAUUUCCAUCACCACGUCGGGAAACUUUAAUGAGCCAGGCCUCAAGUUUUGCAUAGAUCAAAUCGGAGUGGAACGGUGUCUAUUCUCAAUUGAUUACCCAUACGACACCAUUGCAGAGGCACAAUACUGGUGGCACGGCGUGGACUUGCCAGCCGAUCAGAAAGAGCUGGUAGCAAGGGGAAACGCCAUCCGUUUGUUCAAACUGCCAUUGGAUCCUUGAUUGCUAGGUACCUGGUCGCUUGGCGGAACUCGGCUUUGGGGGUUCUCGACAACGGCUUUUGUCUUUAUAUUCACAAUAUGUCUGGUUUUGUUUCGGUUGUAUACCUUAUGGGGCGAUAGAAUUUUGGCUUGUAUUUGGUCUUUGCCAUAGUACCUAUGUCUUGGUUGUUUGUCUAGGUAUUCUACCUUCCGGUGGUGUACGUCUGUUGGAAAUCUUAACCUUUUCGCUGCGAAGUGAACAACCCACGAAGUGGAAACUGCCGGUUACCUUUUCAUUCCAGGCUGUCCAUUUGCGGAUGGGUAAAAGCAAGUUGUUAAUUACCGCCUACCACGGCUCAUCUCCCGGCCCUUCACAAUCAGGGUAGUAGUGCUCAAUAUCAUGAGAUUCUAUCUCA
Podospora pseudopauciseta is the source of this 2461-nucleotide messenger RNA. RefSeq lists its product as uncharacterized. NCBI's taxonomy places the organism in Eukaryota, Fungi, Ascomycota, Sordariomycetes, Sordariales, Podosporaceae. Gene Ontology annotation, cellular component: cytoplasm; cytosol. The transcript has 2 exons. Gene Ontology annotation, molecular function: carboxy-lyase activity; hydrolase activity. The record is from RefSeq and is a predicted model, not a curated record. Gene Ontology annotation, biological process: secondary metabolic process. Bases 973 to 2067 code for a protein of 364 amino acids.